Dermacentor silvarum is the source of this 1671-nucleotide messenger RNA. RefSeq lists its product as uncharacterized. Lineage: Eukaryota; Metazoa; Arthropoda; Arachnida; Ixodida; Ixodidae. The record is from RefSeq and is a predicted model, not a curated record. Gene Ontology annotation, molecular function: protein binding; calcium ion binding. Gene Ontology annotation, biological process: homophilic cell-cell adhesion; heterophilic cell-cell adhesion; establishment or maintenance of epithelial cell apical/basal polarity. Bases 1 to 1671 code for a protein of 556 amino acids. The transcript is spliced from 9 exons. Gene Ontology annotation, cellular component: plasma membrane; protein-containing complex.
AUGGGUACACUUGUUAAUGCUUUCGAGAUACACGACCGUCCAGAGAAGAUCAACUUGGGCUUCACAAGACACGAGACCAUUGACUAUUUUGAGACACCACCGUGGUGCUUCAAGUGUCAGCGCUAUGGACAUGUGACCGAGUACUACCGAGGCGUGCUCGUAUUCUGGUCACCGUUCCACGACCCUCGGGUUCACGAAAGCGCCCCGGCGGGUGUCCACGUGACCACCGUGCGAGCGCUAGACGAGUCGGCACCCGGUAAGCCCGUCGCCUACAGCCUGCUGGACGUCAAGGACUCCAGCUUCUUCCACUUGAACCACAUCACGGGAAAUUUGACGACAGCGCGACCCAUCAACCGAAAGGUCGGCGAUAAGUAUGAGGUAAUCGUGGCUGCCGUGAGCCAGGGUGUGACCGAGGUGAAGACGAUGCAGAUCGAGGUGACCGUGCCAAACCAGUACCCGCCCCGGUUCGAGCACCCGGUAUAUCACGCCGAGGUCCACCAGACCCGCACCCGUCCCGGGUACCGGGUACUUCAGGUGCGCGCCCAUGACCCGGACCCGGUGCCCUACAACGCCGAGGUGUACUACCGCCUCGAGGCCGGACCGGAGUCUACGAGGGCGCUCAGGUACCUCGCCCUGGACGGCAUCACGGGCGAAGUGAUGCUGAACAGAAGUCUUGUCGAUGUGGCCGACUCCACGAUCGCAUUCACCGUCAUCGCCGAAGACGGUGGCUCCCCCAAGCAACAAGACCGGGCCCGCGUCGAAAUCCUCGUGAAGACCAUAUCUGAUCCCCAGAAUACGCGCGCCGUUGUAGUGAACGAGACAAGCGUGCGCAUCUGCUGGCAGCGACCCCUCUACGGCAACGUGUCCGGCUACGUGGUCAAGUACCGGGCGACAUCGGAGAACGUCACCUCAUACGUCAACGUGACUACGGGCGCCGCCGACAAGUGCGUUCCGGUGCUCAAGUUGCGGCCCUGGACAGACUAUGAGUACCGCGUGUACGCCUGGAACGGCCGCGAAGAGGGCAUCGGCAGUCCCGUCGACCGAUUCGCCACGCGCAUCGACUACUGCCUGAUGAACGUCUGCAAACACGGCUCGUGCGAGGCCACGGAUGCACGCCCCGGUUACCGAUGCGUGUGCGACCCGGGCUUCUACGGGGAGGCGUGCGAGCACUUCGACCCGUGCUCCGAGAAUCCGUGCAAGACUUUCGGCACGUGCGUCAACACGGGUCACGGCGAGUACCGCUGCGACUGCUUCACGGGUUUCUCGGGUCGCAACUGCUCGGACUUCAACCCGUGUCUGCUCAAGCCUUCCGCUUGCCUCCACGGCGGCGUGUGCCAGUCCAACGCGUCGCACAUGUUCACCUGCCUAUGCGUGGACGGCUACUACGGCAAGACGUGUCACCAGUUCGACCCGUGCUUCUCGUCUCCUUGCCUGCAUGGCGCCCGCUGCCUGAACGAGUCGGAUGUGAAGUUCAGCUGCCAGUGCCUGCAGGGAUACGCGGGAAAUGUUUGCGAGCAGAACAUCAACGAGUGCCUCUCAAGUCCGUGCAAAAACCGCGGUGAAUGCGAGGACGGCAUCAACAGCUUCACCUGCCGCUGCCCUCCGGGCUACGGUGGCCCCCUAUGCGAGCUCAGAGGCUAUUUUUGCCACAGUACCCGAGGGCUCCAAUGA